CAAUCUGCAGCGUGUCCGCCUGAAGUCUCUCCUAGAACAUAAUGCUCAGCUGGCACUGCACAAAGAAGACCUGGAUGUUCAACUUCGAGAGCUUGAAACUAUUAUGGACCAAAGACAACGAUUAAAAUCAGACUAUCCUCUACAAUCAGAUAUUGAAAUGUUGGAACGUGAAGUCUUUCUUUUGAAAGAGGGCCGCCGUCUGCAGACUCAACAGCUCCAGCAUCAAUUUCCCUCUCCUACUUCAUACGCGCCUACUCUAUUAUACACUGCCUCUAGUCACCCAACUCCUCCAAUUAUCGGUCCGGUAGGACUUCAAUCUUCCUCAUCGUCCAUCUGCAUUCGUCCGGGGUCCAGAGCCUGCUCUUCUGGGGUCUAUCUAACCUCGACAUCUGCAGGCUCCAACUGCAAUGGGCCAAUGGGAUUUUCUCACUUUGAUCCUUUUCUACGCCCCUUCGCUUCUGCUGCUAUUCAAUCUCCUUCAUCAUUGAGCCUGCCAAAUUUUAGCUCUGCUACCUCUUCAGGUCGGCUUUCUCCUUGCUUAACACCUUUUCCUCAGCCGGCAGGGCAACAUACCAGUACGCAAUUUCUGCCCGGCCAACUUGCCAUCCGAAAUCCCGGCAUGAGGGCCAACAGUCCACAUGGGACUCCCACAGGUCAGCCAUGCAUAUCUGCACCGCUCUCUGCCUUGGUGGCUAGUCUGUAUCAUUUAUCGUCACAGGUCUCCUUUGACCCUUCUUGCACCCUCGUUGCCUCGACCUUGGCUGGGCCUGGCAGUCUUGCUUCUGCGGUUUGCAAUCAGCCACGGAGGCGGAGUCCAGUCUCAACCCCAGACCUAGGCACAAAUGGUAUUCAUCGAACAAGUCCACCUCAGAAUUUCACCUUUCAUCUGGCGGUCGGUCCUCUUGUACCUCGCCGAAGUCCUAUCCUCGAGCGGUCCCAGAUCCUACGUCGUCUCAAGCUCCAAAGGUUCGUUCAUUCUCAUUCCCUGAACUGGUUGAGCCAAUCACCAAGAUUUGGCGCUGCGGCUUCUCAUAUAUUUUAUUACUUAAUAUUGGUAAUUUACUUUCGUUAA
This is a messenger RNA of Protopolystoma xenopodis, 1072 nucleotides long. Lineage: Eukaryota; Metazoa; Platyhelminthes; Monogenea; Polystomatidea; Polystomatidae. The record is from the annotation of a GenBank genome assembly.